UACAACAGCUGAUUGUUUUUAUUAUCAAGUGAUAAUCAUUUUGUUAAAAAAGGUCAUUUAUAAACUAAAUCGAAGUAUACUAUUAAAAUGUCGGGCCCUUACAAUUGGCAGAAGUCUACAGAGGGACAAAAUACAACGCAAUCUCAAUUAGUAGCAAACAGCUACGAUAUCCUUGAGCGAAGCUCUGCGAGCAUACAGCGAUCCAAUCAAGUUGCAAUCGAAACUGAACAAAUAGGCACUGAAGUAUUAUCUGAGUUAAAUGAGCAACGAGAAUCUCUAUUGCGUUCUACACGACGGCUUCAAGACGCAGACGCAGACAUUGUGCAAUCAGGAAGCGUUAUUAGAAAACUGCGACGCGAAGUGCUUUAUAAUAAAUUAAUUUUAGUGGUCAUUAUAAUUUUAGAAAUGUGUAUAUUAGCUGGAUUGAUAGUGCUCAAAUUUGUACGUUUUUAGUUUGAUAUUAAUGAGGCAAAUGAAUUGAA
Molecule: messenger RNA, 482 nt
Organism: Bactrocera tryoni
Lineage: Eukaryota; Metazoa; Arthropoda; Insecta; Diptera; Tephritidae
Gene: Vti1b
Product: vesicle transport through interaction with t-SNAREs homolog 1A
Exons: 2
Coding region: 88-453 (121 amino acids)
Biological process (GO): intra-Golgi vesicle-mediated transport; vesicle fusion with Golgi apparatus; retrograde transport, endosome to Golgi
Cellular component (GO): Golgi apparatus; late endosome membrane; endoplasmic reticulum membrane
Molecular function (GO): SNAP receptor activity; SNARE binding
Source: RefSeq, a predicted model, not a curated record